AUGGACCAAGAAAACCCCAACCCACCAUCAGAACAACCCUCAAAACGUAGCACAAGAUGUUGUUUCUGUCUCUACCGUGUCUUAUGGAUAAUUCUUGUCACAAUUAUCAUCCUUGUUUCCCUCAUCAUCCUCGUUAUAUACAUCAUAAUCACACCACGUUCGUUCAAAUUCCAUGUUAACCAAGCCAAACUCACUCAAUUCAACUUCACCAACAACAACACCACCUUAAACUAUAACCUAGUACUCAACUUCACUGCUCAAAACCCUAACAAAAAACUCAAAAUCUACUACGAUGUCGUUGAAGCCAACGCUUUCUAUAAGGGAUACAAUUUCUCUGCCACGGAUAUGAACAAGCCAUUGCGCACCCUUCAGGAAACCAAAAGUGUGGAUUACCGUAUGAGUGCUGUUUUUAUUGGUCAACAUGUGAUGAUGCUUGAUCGUGAUGAGGUUGAUGAGUUUCAAGAAGAUUACAAAAAUGGUAUUUUUGGUAUUGAUAUUAAGAUUUAUUUUAGUAUAAGGUUUAGGCUUGGAAAUUUUAUAUUUGGUGACACCAAAGUCCAAGCAAAAUGUGAUCUAAAGGUUCCUCUUAGUUCUAAUAAUAGUGGGAAAAUGGUUGAUCCGUUUGAUCCCACCAAGUGUGUGGUGGAUUUCUGA
Messenger RNA from Medicago truncatula (barrel medic), 654 nucleotides. Its product is annotated as NDR1/HIN1-like protein 3. Lineage: Eukaryota; Viridiplantae; Streptophyta; Magnoliopsida; Fabales; Fabaceae. Gene Ontology annotation, cellular component: plasmodesma; plasma membrane. Bases 1 to 654 code for a protein of 217 amino acids. Gene Ontology annotation, biological process: defense response to other organism. The transcript has a single exon. The record is from RefSeq and is a predicted model, not a curated record.